Amoebophrya sp. A120 is the source of this 676-nucleotide messenger RNA. Lineage: Eukaryota; Dinophyceae; Syndiniales; Amoebophryaceae. The record is from the annotation of a GenBank genome assembly.
GUCGUUGACGCGCAUCGUGAAGAAGACCACGGAACAGCAAGUCCGGGGCACGCAGCCGAUUGAUCCAGAGCUCGCGGUGACCAUCACCGAAGUUAUCAUCCACGCGGGGAGGCUACUGCCGAGAAGUUCUCGGGGCGGGGUCAGCGGGACGACCGGCGCCAGCAGGAACAUCAUGCUUUCGGACGCGACGUUCCAACCGGGCUCGAAGCAGUACAAGAGCGUGGAGGCCUCGCUGGUGAUCUACGUGCAGUGGAUCAUCGAGCAGAUUUCGCGCUCGGAAGUGGCGUCGCGAACGCCGCCGGAGGAAGGUGGGGCUAGUGGAACUGGUACUGGCAUAGUUGUGCCCGGGACUGCGUCAGGAGCAGGCGUAGUUCUUGCAGAACAUCAAAACAAGAAGAGCAGCCAGACGCUCGGACCACGACAAGCGUCGUACGACGCAAAUACGAGCGUGGGAACAACGCCGGCCUCACCUCGAAUGUCACAAAUGCCACAACAACAGCAGCAACAAGUUGUAACAUCAUCCCCCCGCUCUGGUUCAACAUCAUCUGCCGCGCUGUUGAAGCAGUCCUCCUACAGCACCGCCCUGCUGCGUUUUUCCGAGAACGUCCCGGAACCGUGGCGGGAACAGGUGUUGCUCCCGACGCUCUUGAAAUCUGCCGUGAAUGUGAAACUUCUC